Messenger RNA from Capra hircus (goat), 1140 nucleotides. The record is from the annotation of a RefSeq genome assembly. Lineage: Eukaryota; Metazoa; Chordata; Mammalia; Artiodactyla; Bovidae.
AUGACCAACAUCCGAAAGACCCACCCAUUAAUAAAAAUUGUAAACAACGCAUUUAUUGACCUCCCAACCCCAUCAAACAUCUCAUCAUGAUGAAACUUUGGAUCCCUCCUAGGAAUUUGCCUAAUCUUACAAAUCCUGACAGGCCUAUUCCUAGCAAUACACUAUACAUCCGACACAAUAACAGCAUUUUCCUCUGUAACUCACAUUUGUCGAGAUGUAAAUUAUGGCUGAAUCAUCCGAUACAUACACGCAAACGGAGCAUCAAUAUUCUUUAUCUGCCUAUUCAUACAUAUCGGACGAGGUCUAUACUAUGGAUCAUAUACCUUUCUAGAAACAUGAAACAUUGGAGUAAUCCUCCUGCUCGCGACAAUGGCCACAGCAUUCAUAGGCUAUGUUUUACCAUGAGGACAAAUAUCAUUUUGAGGGGCAACAGUCAUCACUAAUCUUCUUUCAGCAAUCCCAUAUAUUGGCACAAACCUAGUCGAAUGAAUCUGAGGGGGAUUCUCAGUAGACAAAGCCACUCUCACCCGAUUCUUCGCCUUCCACUUUAUCCUCCCAUUCAUCAUCACAGCCCUCGCCAUAGUCCACCUGCUUUUCCUCCACGAAACAGGAUCGAACAACCCCACAGGAAUUCCAUCAGACGCAGAUAAAAUCCCAUUUCACCCUUACUACACCAUUAAAGAUAUCUUAGGCGCCAUGCUACUAAUUCUUGUUCUAAUAUUACUAGUACUAUUCACACCCGACCUACUCGGAGACCCAGACAACUAUAUCCCAGCAAAUCCACUCAAUACACCCCCUCACAUUAAACCUGAGUGGUAUUUCCUAUUUGCAUACGCAAUCCUACGAUCAAUUCCCAACAAACUAGGAGGAGUCCUAGCCCUAGUCCUCUCAAUCCUAAUCUUAGUACUUGUACCCUUCCUCCACACAUCUAAACAACGAAGCAUAAUAUUCCGCCCAAUCAGCCAAUGCAUAUUCUGAAUCCUGGUAGCAGAUCUAUUAACACUCACAUGAAUUGGAGGACAGCCAGUCGAACAUCCCUACAUUAUUAUUGGACAACUAGCAUCUAUCAUAUAUUUCCUCAUCAUUCUAGUAAUAAUACCAGCAGCUAGCACCAUUGAAAACAACCUUCUAAAAUGAAGA